This is a messenger RNA of Microdochium trichocladiopsis, 1177 nucleotides long. RefSeq lists its product as uncharacterized. Bases 1 to 1116 code for a protein of 371 amino acids. Lineage: Eukaryota; Fungi; Ascomycota; Sordariomycetes; Xylariales; Microdochiaceae. The transcript is spliced from 3 exons. The record is from RefSeq and is a predicted model, not a curated record.
AUGGAGCGCGAGGAGCAAGUCGAAGACCUCGUCAACGUCCAGCCCGAGGGUGCUCAGCAGCAGCCCGGCGGAGGCCAGGCCCACAACGCUGCUCCAGCCGAGCAAUCGACGACGGCGGCCAAGAAGCCUGUCGCCAAGAAGGCCAACAAGUCCCGCAAGGGCAAGGAGCCCGCCACGGCUCGCUCUUCUGCCGACGGUGGCCCCGAUGGCGAGGAUCCCGGUGAGCAGGAAGGCGAAGGAGACGGCGGUGACAACGGUGACGAUGGCGAGUACGGAGAAGAAGAGAACCACGAUGGCCUCGCCGAGGAGGAGCUGCCCGUCAAUCCCAUUGCCUCGCCGGUCCAGACCGCGAUCCUCUUCAACCUCAUGGCCAUUGCACGCAUGCUCACGCUCAUCAUCAAGCUGCUCUACGAGAUCCGCGACAACCCUACCCGGUCUCGCCCUGGCAGCCGUCGCGGCAGCGUCAGCAAGAAAGCCUCCGACGCCAAAUCCCCGAGCCGCACCACCAACGCCGGCGCGUCGGCCGCCGUGACUGACGACAACGUCCUCAACGCCAUCGCAGCCUUUGCCGAGGGCGGCCCGUUCUGGGACGCCGUCAAGCCUCUGUACGACGCCUGGGUUGCCGACGGUCACAAGAGCUACGUCACUCGCGCCAAACACGUGGCCCCUGUCGCCAAGGACUUCUUCAAGCACGUUGAGGAGACGUUCGCCGACGACCACGAGCAGGAGGCUCUGCUGGACACUCUCAAGCACCUGAACCUGGACCUGCGCACUACGCAAUACCUCGAGCUCGGCAAGCGCUACAGGGCCGACGACAAGGCCAAGAAGGAAGCUGUCAAGAAGGCCAGGGAGGCGGCGGAGGCGGAGGAGGUUGAGGACGAGCCUGCUGCCAGCGCCGCUGGUCCUUCGAAGCGUAUGACGCGCAGAAUGGCCCGGCAGGUUUCCAAGAGCUCGGAUGUUGGCCCUGAAGCUUCUCAGCAAUCGGUUGCCAACCGCGCCAGACGCGCGGGUCAGGAUCUGAGAUUCCGCGAGGAGGACGAUGCUCUCGUUGUUGAGGGCGACGAGGAGGGCGACGCGCUUGUCAUCCGGGACGAUGAGGAGGAGGAUGACUACUAGAUCCUGGGCAAAGACUGGAAGGCAGCGCCUUGGGUUCUGGGCAUGAGAAUGACAAUGCUGA